This is a messenger RNA of Verticillium alfalfae VaMs.102, 723 nucleotides long. Its product is annotated as septin. Gene Ontology annotation, cellular component: cytosol; septin complex; microtubule cytoskeleton. The transcript has 7 exons. Gene Ontology annotation, biological process: cytoskeleton-dependent cytokinesis. The record is from RefSeq and is a predicted model, not a curated record. The coding region runs from base 1 to 723 and encodes 240 amino acids. Gene Ontology annotation, molecular function: GTP binding; GTPase activity; molecular adaptor activity. NCBI's taxonomy places the organism in Eukaryota, Fungi, Ascomycota, Sordariomycetes, Glomerellales, Plectosphaerellaceae.
AUGUCGUCUCCCGCGAUGAUGCGCCGAAAGAAGAAUGUCAAGAAGGGCAUCCAGUUUUGCCUGAUGGUCUGUGGAGCCUCAGGUACUGGCCGCACCACCUUCGUCAACACGCUGUGCGGCAAGAGCGUUCUAAAUCACAAAGACUCCGACGACCCAAACGAUGCUCACGUCGAGGAGGGCGUGAAGAUCAAGCCCGUCACCGUUGAGCUCGAGCUGGAUGAGGAGGGCACCCGCAUCUCCCUCACCAUCGUCGACACCCCCGGUUUCGGUGACCUCAUCGAUAACGAGGCUAGCUUCGCAGAAAUUGUCGGUUAUCUCGAGAGACAAUACGACGACAUCCUGGCCGAGGAGUCCCGAAUCAAGCGUAACCCUCGUUUCAGGGACAACCGAGUUCACGCCAUGCUCUAUUUCAUCACCCCAACCGGCCAUGAGAAGCUCAGCAAGUCUGUUGAGGGUGGUGCCGGCGUUGAUUCCUCGAUGAACCCCGAAGACCUGGCAUCUCAGUCUGUCCGUCUCAAGGAAGAGCAACUCCGUCGGGAGGAGGAGAAGCUCCGCGAAAUCGAAAGCAAGGUCCAGCGCGAAAUCGCCGAGAAGCGACAGGAGCUCCUUGCACGCGAGUCUCAGCUGCGCGAGAUCGAGGCCCGCAUGCAGCGCGAAGCCAGUGCCGCGGCUUCGGUCCCGACGCAGGAGACGAACCCCGGUGCCAACGGAGACCACAACUAG